Aspergillus ibericus CBS 121593 is the source of this 255-nucleotide messenger RNA. RefSeq lists its product as uncharacterized. The transcript is spliced from 2 exons. The coding region runs from base 1 to 255 and encodes 84 amino acids. The record is from RefSeq and is a predicted model, not a curated record. Lineage: Eukaryota; Fungi; Ascomycota; Eurotiomycetes; Eurotiales; Aspergillaceae.
AUGGGGAGGGAGGAUGUGAGGUUUGAGAAGUGGGUGGUUGGGCAGGUUGGGGAGAAGCUGGAUGGGGAGAAGGGUGUGAGGAAGGAGAUUGCGUACUGUGCGCAGGAAGUUCAGGUUGGUAAAUCGGGGGUCGUGGGGGCUCCGAUGGUGCUGCCGUUUGAUGCGCUGUAUGAUCGACCGGCGGGGAUUAAUGCGGUGGGGGAGAAGGAUGUGCGGAUUGAGGAUUGGCAGUUUUUGGAUAUUGCUACACUGUAG